AUGUCCGUCUCAGCAAACGAAGUCACACGUAUCGAACCAUCGCAGCAAUCACUCGACGAAGUUGGGACUUCUAUGAGUGUGCCCACUCAGGAAUCCCAAGUCAGUCCUCCAGGCCAAAUACAGCAGUUGAUUCUCAACACCCUUGAGAGUCAAGGAACAAUCUCCACCAGUGAUUCAAGUCGAAUGAUCCAAAUCUGUACAAGGUUCGAGAAGGAGAUCCCUGGAGAGUCUCCGACUAAGUGGAAGGUUGAGCAAUUGCAGACGCGAAGGGACAGUAUUCAAGAUAACAAACAGAAGUCGGCCAACGACCCCACCCAGGCCUAA
This is a messenger RNA of Hyaloscypha bicolor E, 324 nucleotides long. RefSeq lists its product as uncharacterized. The transcript is spliced from 3 exons. The record is from RefSeq and is a predicted model, not a curated record. Lineage: Eukaryota; Fungi; Ascomycota; Leotiomycetes; Helotiales; Hyaloscyphaceae. The coding region runs from base 1 to 324 and encodes 107 amino acids.